GCAUGCCAGGAAGUGAGACUACCAAUGGCUGGAAUGGCAUUCCCUCUCUACUGAUGACUGCAGGUCCAACCCGUAAAAUGCCUCCAACUGCCAGCGUCAUGGACUUUUUUCAGCUAUUUGUCCCUGACAAUGUACUAAAGAACAUGGUGGUGCAAACCAAUAUGUAUGCCAAGAAGUACCAGGAGAGAUUUGGCAGUGAUGAUGCUUGGGUGGACGUCACACUAACCGAAAUGAAAGCCUUCCUAGGCUACAUGAUAUCAACGAGCAUUCACCACUGUGAGUCUGUCCUCAGCAUCUGGAGCAGUGGAUUCUACAGCAACAAGAGCAUAGCACUUAUCAUGACACAGACCCGGUUUGAGAAGAUCCUGAAGUACUUCCACAUUGUGGCCUUUCGCUCCAGCCAGACAACGCAUGGCCUCUACAAAAUCCAGCCAUUUCUGGACUCCUUACAGAAUGGCUUCGACUCUACUUUUAGACCUUCUCAAACCCAGGUACUUCAUGAGCCACUGAUUGAUGAAGACCCAAUCUUCAUUGCCACAUGCACAGAGAGAGAGCUACGCAAAAGGAAAAAGCGGAAAUUCAGCUUGUGGGUCCGGCAGUGUUCGUCUACUGGCUUCAUCUGUCAGAUUUACGUCCAUCUCAAAGAAGGAAGUGGUGCCGAUGGACUGGAUGCUCUGAAGAACAAGCCUCAGCUCCACAGUAUGGUGGCCAAGAGCCUUUGUCAGAAUGCAUCAGGAAAAAACUACAUCAUCUUCACUGGCCCUAGCAUUACCAGUCUGAACCUUUUUGAAGAAUUUGAGAAACAAGAGAUUUAUUGCUGCGGGUUGCUGAGCUCCAGGAAGAGUGACUGCACAGGCCUACCUCCGUCCAUGCUGAAUAACCCAGAUGCUCCCCAGUCCAGAGGACAGUACAGAAUAAAGAUGAAGGGAAACAUGUCCCUAAUCUGCUGGUAUAACAAAGGGCAUUUUCGUUUUCUCACUAAUGCCUAUUCUCCAGUUCAACAAGGAGUUAUAAUAAAGAGGAAAAGUGGAGAGAUCCCGUGCCCACUGGCAGUAGAAGCUUUUGCUGCUCAUCUUAGCUACAUCUGCAGAUAUGAUGACAAAUACAGCAAGUAUUUCAUUUCUCAUAAACCAAACAAGACCUGGCAACAAGUGUUCUGGUUUGCUGUCAGCAUUGCCAUAAACAAUGCCUACAUCCUCUACAAAAUGUCAGAUGCCUAUCACGUGACAAGGUACAGCCGGGCACAGUUCAGUGAGAGACUUAUAAAGGAGCUGUUGGGCUUGGAGGACACUUCACCUUCUCAUUGAUGCAUUGUUCCUUGUGGCUUAGGUAGGGAUGGAGGGUAAGCAGAAGAGGAGACCAUCAUUCUGGAAUGUCAAAGCAGGGAACUUGUGACACCACCAAUGCUGCUCCCUAUGUGAAAAUGCCAAGUGAUGCCACUAGAAGGGUGGAGACUGUUAAAAUUAGCAGCUGGCUUUAGAGGUGUCCUACAGAAAGUGCCACAGGAAACAUCCACACAUAAUUACAUAUGAAUGCUCUGCGGGUAUCUGUACAUCAGAAUUGAUUUUAAGUUAGCAAUUUCUCAGUAGCACUUGUUGAACAGAUAACAUCUGUUGAGCAGGGUCAUCUCAUUAAGAUUCCCUUUGGGCUAAACUAGGAGGUUGUCACAAGCUGGUAGAGUUCAACAGUCCUCAUGGGGAAUUAACUUGCUUGGAGGUCUUUUAACUCUGAGACCACCAAGGUUGGCCUAUGCACUGCAGUAUGGCUGCGAAUGCCUAGCACCUUGUAAGGAAUCACUGCAGUUAUGAUAUGGUCAAAGAGAAGCAACAGAUAUGUAUGUAUAUACUGAACUUUAACAGACAAAAGCAACCAGGACUUUGAUGACUGGUUAAGAUUACCUUCCUCCCACCAUCCCCCUGAAUGCAAGGCAAUCAGGUUGCAGUAUGGGACAAGAUUUAGGAAAUAAUCACAUUGGGGAAUUUUUUUAAACACUAUCAAAGUUGAGUCUUGAAAUCUGGUAAUAUUGCCUUUUGUAACAUCCAUACUCCCAGUGUCCAGGGGUGAGAAAUCUCAGAGUAUAUAGCAACUAUAUUCUCCUGGAUUUCAUUGUAUCUUUAGGUUCUUCUAAGUGUUGCUUAAGGCCUGACAUGACGGACUGUUUAAGUUUCUAUCACCUAGUAUAUUUGUUCUCUUUUCCCCAUAUUUAAAUAUCAACUUACUUUUCAUCUUAGGUUUCAUUUCCUAGUGACACACUUGACAAGAAAGAAUAAUUCACGGAUAGCGUGAUUUGCAUUAUCACUGUGGGGUGUUCUGUAGAAAUUCUUCUUAGAAUUUGAAAUUUGUCACAGUAGCUUAUAAUUUUGCAAAUUUAUAUGCUUAGAAAAAUGUAACUUUGUUAAAAAAAAAAAAAAAAAGUUCUGGUGCAACCAGAUGCUAAAUGUCCCUGAAUAGAAUAAAACCCAAAUGCAUUUCUUGUCCUGAGUGAGUCUCUAGGAGGUAGAAUCACUUUGAGUUUGCCCAGCCUGGUGCCAAUGUUUCAUAGAGGAGAGAUGCCAUGAUUAAAUGCUUUUGCUGUAGGCAGUGGAUUCUGCUGAAAACAAGAGGAAAAAUGGUAGGAAUGGUCAAAAAGUGACAAUGAAGUGAAAUUUGCUUUUCCUUUUAUCACAUUAUUGGGCUAUGGGCUUAACUAAACUAGAACAUUGUGAACAUUAGUUUGAAAUUAGUAAGAAAUUGUAAUGAGCAAUUCACUUACAGGGCACAAAUAUGCAUCUUUUCUUUGGGUUGGACUGACUUGCAUUGAAGGCAAUAGGAAAGCUGUCAUGGAUGGGAGUAGGAUCAGGCUUUGAUAAGGUAGUUAAUGCUCAUGUUUAGAGGGACACAACCAGUUCUAGUUCAAGAAUUUGGACAGGUAGCAAACCCUUAUAAAAUCUCUGUGCUGUUCAAGUAUCAUCAUUAAAAAGUUGUGUUGGGCUUUUUACAGUCAGCAGCAUUACGCUGCGCUUGUACCUUGCCCUUCUAAUAAGGAGGUAUUUCCAAUGAGACAGUCCCUGAAGGCCUAUCUAACUUCAUUGUCUAAGUGCCAUCAAUGUGAGGAAAAGAUAAAUGUGAAUUAACAAAAAUGUAUUUGAUCCCUGGUGCUAAGAGUGCAAGAGUGUUUUAAAUGAGCUGUGUCUCCCCUGAACCUGCUGUUGUGGUUCAGUGGCAGCAUCCAUGUCUACCACGUGGGAGACCUGGGCUUGAUCCAUGCAUGCAGCUAUAUCCAUUUGAGAUGCUGAAUAUCUGAACUCAUUCUGGCCUUUAGAUCCUGUCUCAAUGGUCUAAAGUGAGGAUGGGGGGUCUGGGUAGCCCCUACUCCUCCCUGGGCGUGUGUCAGGUCUGGAUGAACUCUCACUUAUACAUCAUGAUCCAGAAGGAUUGACACUUGCCUACUACGUGCUCCCUGACCCCAGUUACCAUACAGGAGGGGUUUAAAAGAUAGCAAAUGGCUAAUUAGGGGUAGGAAUGAUAUACUUUUAAAAAAAUCCAUCUAUUGGACCACAUAGUGUCUAUAGUUUGAGGGGUUGUGGUGGAGGGGAGGAGUUUGACAAAUGUCAGUUUUUUGCCAUAUUUUCCCAUGUUCUCUGAUAACCGUUGACAUUCUCCUUCCCAUCAUCGAGGCCCCUUCUGUCCCUACUAUCCUGUGAUCUUCACAUAAGCAAAGAAGAUGGGACCCUCACAGGUUGUCUUGUAUGCAGUGAACCAGGCUCAGCCCCUUAAAACCAAGAUAGAUUUGUCAAAUACUGCAUUUACUUACUACUUAAUAGUAAGCAAAAACAGAUAGGUUGGUGAUAAAAUACCACUGAUGGCUAAAGUAGGUGAAUGGGGGGCCUGUAGUGAGGCACCACAGUCAGUUUUUCCAGAGGCGUGAAAACCUAUGACACUUGGCCUAGGAAAACUGAGCCCAGGUAUAGAUAGAAGUACUUGAAAUUAGUUGAAGGUGCUGCCCUAAAUUAGCAUGUAAGGAGUAGGUAUAUGCUGGUUGUGUCCUGUAGUUUCAAAAUGUUGCCAAAAUUCAUCUGAUGAGCUGGUGCAAAUUAUAUAAAAUCACCCAGAAAAGAGCUGACCAGAACAGCUUUUCUUCAUUUGUCUCUAGUGCAAGAGCACUUCUAAGAAAGCAUGGGUCCAAUCCUCCAACAUGCUGACCAUUUCCUGUGAGGAAAUACAGUCCCAAGUACUCACUGGCAUGAGCAAUAGGCAAAGCCUUUCAAGAUAUCACCGGAAAUACUCAGCACUGUACAUGAUUAAGCCUCAAAACAGCUAGAUAUGUUCCACCUAUUCUUUAGCACUUGGCCUAAAUGAAUCUGGCCCAUAUAACAUAGAAAUGAUUGGAUGUGGCCCAUAUACUAUGGAAAUGUGAUUUUAUUUAAAUGGCAAUGUAGCCAAGGCCUUAGAAUAUAGCUUUCCACAGAUGUCUUCUGCUUGUGAUAUAGACUGCUUAAGCUUAAGUUAUACUAGUCCUUAUUUUUGCCUCAGGGAUUGGCUCCUGAGUAGUUGUCCCUUGAGCUGGUGUUGACAGGGGAUUACACAGUGGCUGACUAUUACAGGGAAGAUGCUUUAUUCUCCUCUGGAGAAGGAGAACAACCUAAGACAGAAACAAAGCAUGACUUUGCAAUGAAUGUGAAUCCUCCAUACCCAACCCUUUCCCAUAACUUUCAAUCAGUUUUCUAAAGAUGCAUAAACAUCCAUUAAAAUACUGCAAAGAAACCAAGACAAAAAAAUCUACAUAUGACAUAUGAACUCUGGGUUGCAUAGCCUACAAGCAAAAAUCACCAAAGUGUAGCCUACAUGAUUAAAAUGACUGAGCCAUCAUAUAUUUCCCAUUCUUUUUAUGGGUGUGGGGGGAAGAAAGAGUGAGGAAAGUUACUCAAAUAGCAUCUCACACUUCCAUUUUGAAUAUCACAAACCAUGGAAACUAGCUGGUUUUAAAACACAAAAACAAAACUUUUGCUUGAUUAAAGCCAUUCAGUGUCAACAGCAGUUCAGAUUCUGUAGUCUUUCAUCUCCCCCUUGCUGUAAACUAGCUUUUGUGAUUUCCCCCACCCAAGUAUAAAUAUACGGUGCUUACUUUCAGAAGUCAAUACAAAUGAAGGGUUAAGUGUCAAAACAUUGCAAGAUGCUAUUGAUGAUAUUGUAUAAACACGGUUUAUAUAAUGAUUUGUAGAAUGAUACUGGGGUAUGCUUUGUAUCAUCAAGAUAUUUGGGGUAAAGAUCUUUAAGUCAGGCAUUCAUUAAAAGUAAGGGAAGUACCAGUUAGGCAAGAGCAUCAGGUGGAGACCUUUCAGAAAGAGGACAUAGAAAAUGGAGCAGAUGGGGACAGGAAGGCUUCUCUCUCUUCUGCUGAAUUUGGCUUCGUACAGCAUGUAAUUCUGAGUGUUGAAAGCUCUUUGUUUGUCAGAGUAUGCAAACUGCUUCAAAGAAUUAAGAACGUCAGUGUGAUAUGCAGACCACAUUCUAUGCACAGCACUUCUUCCAAGGAGUUUUUUUUCACGUCUUGUCGAGACUCGUAUUUGAAAAAGAUCAAUGUUACAUGUUAUAAUGAACCUAACAUUCACUGCAGCUAAAAGCCGAUGUGAAAUCUUGCUCUAUUACAGUCUGCUCCGUCGUGGAAAACUCCACUAUAAGGGCUUGCAGGAACUCUGACCUUGUUGCUUUUUAUCUCAGCUCAUUUGUGUGCUUGACGAGUAAGGGAACAAUUUCAAGAAAUCGCUCUCCUGUUUCCCUUUUUGUGUGCAGUAGCUGUGCUUUAAGCAUCCCUUCUAAUGCCUGUUCUCAUUUCUCUUUCAU
Molecule: messenger RNA, 5823 nt
Organism: Alligator sinensis (Chinese alligator)
Lineage: Eukaryota; Metazoa; Chordata; Crocodylia; Alligatoridae
Gene: PGBD5
Product: piggyBac transposable element derived 5
Exons: 7
Coding region: 3-1307 (434 amino acids)
Biological process (GO): non-replicative DNA transposition
Cellular component (GO): nucleus
Molecular function (GO): transposase activity
Source: RefSeq, a predicted model, not a curated record